Molecule: messenger RNA, 806 nt
Organism: Drosophila biarmipes
Lineage: Eukaryota; Metazoa; Arthropoda; Insecta; Diptera; Drosophilidae
Product: receptor expression-enhancing protein 2
Exons: 2
Coding region: 122-703 (193 amino acids)
Source: RefSeq, a predicted model, not a curated record
AUAACGUCUGCCUAAAUGAUUCUCCCCACAUAUUCCCAGCCUAUCAAACAUAGUUUUAGAGAAUACAAAUUGAACUCUUUUUUGGUAAGUUCCAUAUUUUAUAUAGUCGAGAAACUAGGACAUGCUGCGCCUGAUAUACAUUUAUUAUGGGACUCUAUUACCCGGCUGGAACACCUUGCGUGCUCUCAGCCACGGCCAACGGCACUUCAUCGUACUGUGGCUAAAAUACUGGGUGAUUCACGCACUGCUCCAGGCCUUUGGCGUUCUUACGGACUUUUUUGCAGGCGGACUGCCCUUCUAUGCAGCCCUCAAGCUGAUCCUGUCCGUGGGCCUCUGGUUCAGUGCCCCGUACAGCAGCAAUCACCUGUAUAAUAUAAUCAAAAAGUACGUUAUGGGGAAGCUGGAGCCAAUCGUCGAGCAGGGUUUUCGUUGGCAUGCAACACUCGAUCAGGACGAGCAGAGCAGUGGACCCAGGGUCAACAAGCAUCUGUUGAAACGAGAACUUUCAAAUCUCAUGGCCGAAAUCGAAAUGGAUCAAGCCGAGCUACACAAGAGGGAGUUCUUCAAAGAAAGUAACUUGGACAGGCUGGACCGCGAUUCCAUGCACAACGUCAUCGAGUACCUGACGGAAAGAUUAGAGACUCAACAGCCGGGUGAUGGGAAACCGUAUCGACCUCGGCGACUGAGCGACAGAAUCAACUAAGGUCGUCCCAAGUAGACUCUUGAACUCUAGUGUUGUUUACCUUAUUGCCCUUGCAAACGUCACUGAUUAAAUGCGGAAUCUGACCUGAUCGGAUUAACCGAGA